Trichosporon asahii var. asahii CBS 2479 is the source of this 411-nucleotide messenger RNA. RefSeq lists its product as uncharacterized. Gene Ontology annotation, cellular component: DASH complex; mitotic spindle. Lineage: Eukaryota; Fungi; Basidiomycota; Tremellomycetes; Trichosporonales; Trichosporonaceae. Bases 1 to 411 code for a protein of 136 amino acids. The transcript is spliced from 3 exons. Gene Ontology annotation, biological process: attachment of spindle microtubules to kinetochore. The record is from RefSeq and is a predicted model, not a curated record.
AUGUCCGUCGCCACCGUGAACCCAUAUGCGAACCACUCUCAACUCUCACCGCUCGAAUCGGAGGUGCUGUGGGAGUACGCCAAGCUGGCCGACAAGUUGAAACGAAUUGCGGCGCUCGCACGCGAGACAUCCGAGAAGCCGAACUCAGAUCUUCUUGUGGAUUUGAGAGAACUCGAGAGGAAGAUGAAGCUCGUCCUGACACUCGUAAGCUGGAUGAUCCUUGGCUCAAGCUUACAUCAGUACCGCGCCAGUGUCUUCAUGGCCUUCCAGGAGAGCCGGUUCGAGGCGGAGGCCGAAGCUGCGGAAGAGCAGGACGACCAAACAGUCGGCCAGUACCACCAGAGCGACGCCAGUCUCCAGCAGCGCUGGGACGACCAAUGGCAGGGUGACGAGAGCACGAUUAUGCGAUGA